Messenger RNA from Momordica charantia (bitter melon), 2560 nucleotides. RefSeq names its product NPK1-related protein kinase 3 (gene NP3). The record is from RefSeq and is a predicted model, not a curated record. Gene Ontology annotation, cellular component: cytoplasm. Gene Ontology annotation, biological process: protein phosphorylation; MAPK cascade. NCBI's taxonomy places the organism in Eukaryota, Viridiplantae, Streptophyta, Magnoliopsida, Cucurbitales, Cucurbitaceae. Gene Ontology annotation, molecular function: ATP binding; MAP kinase kinase kinase activity.
CUCUGCGACAGUGAGAAUGGGUCUUAUUGAACCCUAAAACACUCAUUUCCCCCAACUCCAUCUCCACACAAUUCCAUCAAUUUUCUCCAGAAAUCGAGUUUUAAUUUCACGACGAUGCAAGAUUUCUUCGGAUCCGUUCGCCGAUCCUUGGUGUUUCUUACUCCCGACGGCGACGAUGGAGGGCGGUUCGGUGGCCUGGUCGAGAAGAUCGGCUCGAGCAUCCGCAAAUCUCGAAAUGGACUCUUCUCUAAGCAUUCCGUGAGGGCUCUGCCUCCAGUUAUGAAGGAAGACGCACCUCCGAUUUGGUGGCGGAGGGGAGAGUUGAUCGGAUGCGGUGCUUUUGGUCGUGUUUAUAUGGGGAUGAAUCUAGAUUCUGGAGAGCUUCUUGCGGUCAAACAAGUCUCAAUUGCUGCUAAUAGUGCUUCGAGGGAGAAAGCACAAGCUCACAUACGGGAGCUGGAGGAGGAAGUGAAGCUUUUGAAGAAUCUUUCUCACCCCAAUAUCGUGAGAUAUCUGGGAACUACCAGAGGGGAAGAUUCAUUAAAUAUUCUACUGGAGUUUGUUCCUGGAGGAUCCAUAUCAUCUCUGUUAGGGAAAUUUGGAUCUUUCCCCGAGUCUGUUAUAAGAACCUACACGAAGCAGCUUUUAUUGGGGCUCGAGUACCUUCAUAAGAACGGCAUUAUGCAUAGGGAUAUAAAGGGUGCAAACAUUCUUGUAGACAAUAAGGGGUGUAUUAAACUUGCAGAUUUUGGUGCAUCUAAGAAAGUGGUUGAGCUGGCAACUAUAAAUGGAGCCAAAUCAAUGAAGGGUACUCCAUAUUGGAUGGCUCCUGAAGUUAUUCUCCAGACUGGGCAUAGUUUCCCUGCUGAUAUAUGGAGUGUAGGCUGUACUGUUAUUGAAAUGGCAACUGGGAAGCCUCCAUGGAGCCAACAGUAUCAAGAGGUUGCUGCUCUUUUCCAUAUAGGGAAUACUAAGUCCCAUCCGCCCAUUCCUGAGCAUCUAUCUGCUGAGGCAAAAGAUUUUCUGUUAAAAUGUUUGCAAGAGGAGCCAAACUCAAGGCCUACUGCAUCAGACUUGCUGCAGCAUCCAUUUGUAUCAUGUGAGUAUCAAGAUCCUCAUGCAGCAGUCCGUGCCUCUUCUGUGGAAUCUGGGAAACAGAUGGUUGGCUCUGGGUUGAAUUCUAAUGAUCUAGCAAAUUCGACAAUCCAACGUUCAACCUGCGUGGGCUUAAAGGAUAUUUGUGAAAUGGGUAGCUUGAGGUGCUCUUCUGUUUAUUCAGGGAACUACACGUCGCAGUCCAAUUGGGGCUCAAGCAAUUUUGAGGAGGACAUGUGUCAGAUAGAUGAUAAAGAUCUGUUGGUUAGUCCAUCGAUAAAGUACAAAUCUAUUAUAUCGUCAAGCGAUUUGAAUAAGAGUUUCAAUCCUAUGUGUGAACCCACCGAUGAUGACUGGGCAUGUAAAUUGGAUGGGAGCUCAGAGUUGGGAGGCAAUUUAAUGGACUUGUCUGGAAUUCAAACUAGCCAGGAAACUACUUGUAAGGAGAAUGACUUUACUUUUCCAUGUGGUCAAUCAGCAGUUGAGGAUGAUGAAGAAGUUACUGAGUCAAAGAUUAGAGCCUUCCUGGAUGAAAAGGCUAUAGAACUGAAGAAGAUGCAAACACCUUUAUACGAAGAGUUCCGCAGCACAAUUAAUGCAGCUAAUGCUUUAGGAGCAGUUGGAACUGAGAAUAGCAAGAGUGUAUCUAAUUUCUUGAAAUUGCCUCCCAAAUGUGGGUCACCAAGUAAGCUGCGUGGUAAAAGACUCUCAUCAAUUGAUGCUAGUAACUGUUCCAGCCGUCAGAGUCGCAUAAAACAAGCUAGUAUAUUGGAAGAUCGAGCUCUGCAGGAAAUUCAAUCGCCUCAGCUUGGUGAAUGGAACAAAUUGCUUCACACGCAGCCAGAAUCUUCCACGCCAAGUUUCUCUGAGAGACAAAGGAAAUGGAAAGAAGAGCUUGAGGAAGAACUUAAAAGGAAGCGAGAAAUGAUGCGCAGAGGAAUUGUAUGAGCAAUUCACUAAAACCGCCAUCAUCUCCAAAGGGUCGAGGAGUAAAAAUCAACCAAAAAAAGCAUGGUGAGAAGCUCACAUCGCCUGUCAGAUAAAUAUUGUGUGUAGCUAUGCAUAUCUGUGGAUAAAAUUGCAUUCUCAUAGUUGCAAUUGUUAGAAAUGUGUGUACAUUAUCACCAGAAAAGCUCAGUAAGGAGGGUGCUCCACAUCCAGUUCUCAUGGCCCAGCACAGAGCAAUCUCAUAGGGAGCAGGUUCAGGCAUCUCAACUGGAAGAUUCUGAUAAGUCAUAUCUUUACAUUUCUUUUAUUUGAUUAUUUGUUAACAUUUGCUUCCCCCCAUUAUUAUCUUCUAUGUUAUUGGUGGAAAUUUGUGACUCGGAAAAGCCUUGUAGUCGAUGAUCCACGUGUGAAUCGUUCGAGUUCAAUACAAAGAAAUAGAGCUUAUUAUAACGUCGUGUAUUGUAAGUGUCCUCUGUCUAUUUGUCUCAAUGAUGGAAGAUAACUUUUUGAGUUUGAA